GAGCGUGAGUAUAUGCAAAAAGUUUUGUUCACCAAAUGGAUCAACGCCCAACUUGGUGUCUCUUCUGCAAUGGACAAUAUGGAAUCGUGUUCACCCAUUAUGGAUAUACAACGAGCACACCCAAAUCACAUGGCUCGUCUAUGGGGGUUGCAAGAAUUUCUAUGCGUGCGUGAACUGUUCACAGAUUUGCGAGAUGGGAGAGUUCUUAUCAGACUACUGGAACAGCUUUCUGGACAGUACCUGGUUCAGCCUGUCGUUGUUCAGGAAUCCGAUGAGACUGGUGAAGCACGUCACGCCAAGGACGCUCUUCUACUAUGGUGCCAGCUGAAAACUGCGGCUUAUCCUGAGGUGGACAUUGUCGACUUCACAUCCAGCUGGCGCGAUGGACUGGCAUUCUGUGCGCUUCUUCAUCGACACCAUCCUGAAAUGAUCGAUUUCAAUCAAAUGCUCAGCUUGGACAAUGAGCCUGAGAAACGCCUUGAAAUUGUCUUUAACCAGGCGGACGACUAUUUGGGAAUUCCGAAAUUAAUUGAGCCGUCCGAUUUCGCCGGAGGUUGGUGGGCGGAUGAACGGUGCACACUUACUGUUGUGGUCACCUGGUACAAGUGGUUGAAUGAUUCUCAGUCUGCCUGGCGCUCCGCCAAUCGCCUCAAUCACGUACUGAAUCACUGUGUUUGCUCAGAUCGAAUGAUAAGUCGUUAUCUGGUUCGUGCUCACCGAUGGCUGAGAUGGGUCCGCUCCGCCACAAUCAGGCUGGACGAAAUUAGGAAAGCGGUGGGCAAUAACGAGACCAGAGACGUGUAUGGAAUGACCGGAGCUGAACUCUCUAUUCGCACGGAACUACAAAAGAUGGCGGACUGGAGACAAGGGGAGAAAGCUGAUAAAAUUGAGGAGAGGGGUCAAAUCGAAUUCCUGCUGCACAAGAUUCAAGUUGGUCAGUUGGCAGCCGCCCAAAUCAUUUUCCACCCACCAGUGGGUUAUCAGCUCUCAGAUAUUGAAGCCGGUUCGAACGAGCUCUCAACCAGUGAGCACAACUGUCACCUGGCCAUCAUAAAUCAACUUUUGCGACAGGCAUGUUUGUACCAUUUGAGGCAACGGUUUGACCGAAAAGUCGAAAUUUUUCUUAACUGGCUUGAUGAAAAUCAACAUCUCAUCUCUGUGGCCGAGCAGACAGACUUAGUCCAUUUUCGAACGGAUGCCAAACCAAUCGACUGCUUUUUCCAACCAACCUUCGCAGAGUUCGUUCAGACUGACUCUGAGCUACACCGCUUUCCCGUUCAAAGCUUUCCAGUUACCACAGUUUGUCGAAAACAUGCCGCUUGGAUCAUUGACAUGGAUGUUUAUGCAGAUAUUCACAUCCAAAAACUAAAGUUGAUGGUCAAGGAACUGGAGUUUGGGUGGCAUUCGAACGAGAACCAAGAAAGGAGACUAAGGUGGGAAAACUUGGUGGAACGUUGGUCAUCACUAAGGGGAAGAACAAAAUGCCGCGCCGAUGCACUCAACUGUAUGGAAAAAUGGUAUCAACUGUUGGUAGAAUUCCAGGAGAUACUAAAGCAGGUAUGUUUUAGAGUGCAAGAAAUAAAUCAGUAUGGCGCAGAGCAGGGAACCAAAAUGGAAGUAGCUCUGGAAAAUUGCGAGCAAGAUCUACUGUGCUUUCUUAAAUGGGAGAACUCAGCCCACGCACUGAUUCAGCUGACAGAAGCAGAGGACUUUAAGAUAAUCGGCUCACCAAUAAUGGAGGAAUUGCGAGACAGUGUGAAACGUGUUGUAAACUGGAUGGAGGGCAUGAACUCUUGUCUCACAUCGAGUGUCAGUAGACUGAGGCAGUGGAACGCAAAACGGCUUCAGGCGUUACAUAUCAAGGAGGAUAUUGAGGCGUACCUCUAUUGGAUCAAGGAUCGCGAAUGCCGUUGUCAGUUGCCGUCCUUUGAAGACAUUGAUCCCACCAACUACAACGAUGUUGUCCUAUGUGCUCAACAUUUGCGGAGUCAACAAAGGAUACUGGAAAACGAACUGAUUCUCAGAUAUGCAGCGAAACCAGACGGUGCGUAUUCUGGUGUCAACCAGAACAGCGUUGAAGAUUUCCAUCCUGUGUCGUGUUCCAGCUCCCCCUCACUCACGGACCUGUCCGUAUGCUCCAUGCAAUCAACAGAGAUAAUCCUUGACCAACUCAGACAGCAAGAACAGAAGGCCGUUUGUUCUGGUGAGCCGUCGUCUGUGGAAUCUCUGAUUAAAAAAUAUGAACGGCAGGUCGAUGCUCUAAAAAGUAGCUUUGGUUUGAGUUCGGAUACAAUGAUGGAUCCUUCUUUCGAAGAAAGCAUGAUGGAUAGGCGGUUCGAGGAAUCCGAACCAGAAUGUGUAUUUCAUCUCCACCUAGCCAGUGCUGCUCAACUCCUUGGUGAACUUUACUGGAACUUGGCUGUUGCAUCCAAAAGGGUCACUGAGCUUUGGGUCAAGGUAAAAGUCUACCAUGAACAACUUGACUUGCUGGAACAAUUGUGUGAACAAAAUGCGGCUAUUGACGAUAUGGGGCGAUGUUUGGACCAAACGUAUCAAAAUUUGGAUAUCGAUCUAGUUUGUGUUCAGUUCUAUCAAAUGGCGAAGGGGUUGGAUGAGAAAACUAGUUCAGACAGCAUGGAGGUGCUGGACCAACAGACGAUGCGAAUCAGUCUGGAUCAUGAGAUAACAUUUAAUUCUCAAAUGAGAAAACUUGAUCACGCAAUAGAAAAAUUCACAAAAUUUCCAGAUCUAGCAAAUUUGAUUCGAGAGAGGCUACUGCAGUAUCUUCCAUCAAAACCAACCGUAACUCAAAUGGACGUUGAAAUGGAUAAUUUGACCUGGGCAAGGUCGGGUUCACAGACAUCUGUAGAAGAGUCCCUGAAAGAUAUCUCGUCCAUCCAUGAGGUGGCUUCUGAACCCAGUAGUCCCAAUAAAAGUGAUUCAGACUCGGGAGGAGAAGGAGAGUAUGUGAAAAAUUCCGAGGAUCUCAUAGAACAUCUGGGAAAAGCACAUGGCUCACCAAAUAGAAAAGUGAGCAAGGAAGUUGAAGACGUCGUGGAAGAGAUGGAUCCGGUCCCCGAAGUAACUGUGGUUGAUGAACAGCAUGGUUCACUUGAGCAUACACGUAAAGAAAGCACUGCGAAUGUGGUUUUAGAUGCUGAAGAACAGGAAAAUCAGCUGAACUCAAUCUCAUGUUCGGUAACCAGUAUAACGGAGGAACAAACUGAUCUCGGAGAUUUUGAACGCGGAGAAGUCUGCCCACGGCCUGUUCCAUCUCCAUCGGACAUCGAUCUCAAGCUGGUAUUGCAUCCAAGCCUACAGUCAGUUUCUAAAGCGCUACUCACUUAUGUUGACGUCAUGCAAUCAAAGGCUCAACGUUAUCUGGAGUGUUGCAUAGUGGAAAAGGAGCGUUUUUCCUUGAAACGAGAUGCGCUAUUGCUUCGUGAAAAAAUUGCCCAGUUGGGGGAUUGGACUGAUACGAUGUGUGAUAACCUGAAUUCCCUAUUACCUGAACUGAUGCCCAGAGCACACGGGAAGCUGCCGUUUCCAACGCGACAAACUGAGGAGGACGGUAAGGAUAUAUUUGUUGUGGAAGAAGAUCGAACGCUGGUAGCGAAGACUUAUCGAUUCAGUCUAUUACUGAAGGAAAUUCAGGCUUCUACCCAACUGUUAUCGGAAAUUACAAAAUCGGACAAACGAAUUUACCAAACAAUGUUGGAUAUGGAAGGAACUAACUGUUAUGACGAGCUAGCCAACUUCAUUGUGACAACUAUGGGAGGUAUCGUUUUGUCGGAAGAAGAGGGACCCGCUGAUUUUGACCUUGAAUCCGAAAAGGUUACAGAAAGUGAGAGUUUGUCAGAUGCUGAAGAAAAAUCGACAAAAAGGGAGCAAAUUCAUUUCAAAAUAACGGAAGAUAUUCAAAAACGUUGGAACAAACUUCAAAGACUGAAAGAAUCGCGCCAAACACGAUUUGAAACAGCCAAAGGAAUCAAUAUAUUCUACCGAAAAAUCGAACAGUUUAACUACCAAAUCGCAGAAAAAUACAUUAUUUUGUUAUCCACAGAUGAGCUUGGUACUGAUUUAAACAGUCUGAUUCAGCUUCAGAGAAAACUAUUCGCUUGGGAAGAAGACAUGGAACACCUUGGGCUGGGGGUAGAAGAGCUCCGGAAUCAGGUGGUAGAUCUACAGAGCAAGUUAAGGAAUGAAGCUCCUGGUCGUCGAGACUUACGUCUUAUAUCCAGUGAGUGGUUGGCAGCGGAAGAAGUUGGACGGGUUUUUAUGGAUUUCGAAACAAACUGGGACGAGCUUCAGACAGCACUGAACGAGAGACAAGAGAAGUUGCUUAUCUCUGCGGAGCUCCAGCACUUUCUACAG
Messenger RNA from Opisthorchis viverrini, 4374 nucleotides. RefSeq lists its product as hypothetical. Gene Ontology annotation, cellular component: actomyosin contractile ring; plasma membrane; cortical actin cytoskeleton. NCBI's taxonomy places the organism in Eukaryota, Metazoa, Platyhelminthes, Trematoda, Opisthorchiida, Opisthorchiidae. Gene Ontology annotation, biological process: actin cytoskeleton organization; actin filament bundle assembly. The annotation marks the transcript as partial. The record is from RefSeq and is a predicted model, not a curated record. The transcript is spliced from 8 exons. Gene Ontology annotation, molecular function: actin lateral binding.